AUGGGCAGCUUACUCCUAGUCGCGGUCUCCUUCUACAUCUUCUGCGCAUAUGUUACUCUGGCAUCAUCGCCCUGGUCGAAAUCAGACGUCGAGGAGCUACUAGAUUCAGCAUUGAGCUGUACGGAAGGCGUCUUUGGGAACGGAAGCGAAAGUUGGGGUCAAUACUCACCUUACUUCCCCGUCGACCCGUAUACGGCGCCACCGGUCGGAUGCGAAAUCACGCAGGUCAACAUUCUACAACGGCAUGGCGCACGGUAUCCUACCAAAUCCAAGGGAAAGGACAUGAAGGCGGCACUCGAGAAGAUCCAGUCGGCGUCGAGCUUCUCCAGCGAUCUCAGCUUCAUCCCGGACUUCGAAUACACUCUAGGCAAGGAUGACCUGGUCCCGUUCGGCGCGCAAGAGUCAUUUGACGCAGGUGAACAGGCAUUCCUGCGGUAUGCGUAUUUGAUCACCUCGGAUAACCUUCCGUUUGUGCGCGCGUCAAGCAGUCAACGCGUCGUGGAUUCAGCCACAAACUGGACAGCAGGCUUUGCCGCCGCAAGCAAUCAAACCUUCGCGCCCGUCCUAUCUGUGAUCAUAUCUGAAAAUGGCAACGACACACUCGACGAUGCCUCCUGCCCCGCGCUCAGCUCGUCACCCCUGCCCGGCUCGGAGACGGACGUCUGGAUUACGACGUACACGCCGAACAUCACCGCCGCGCUCAACGCGGGUGCGCCGGGCGCUGACCUCGACGCGGACGACACGCAGUAUCUCAUCAAUAUGUGCCCGUUCGUGAGCGUCGGCACGGGCAACCGCAGCGAGUGGUGCGACCUGUUCGACGACCUGGACGCGUUUAGCGGGUACGAGUACUGGGGAAGUCUGGACAAGUACUACAACACCGGCUACGGCCAGCCGCUGGGCCCCGUGAACGGCGUCGGCUACAUCAACGAGCUCCUCGCGCGCCUGACCGACACGCCCGUCAACGACAGCACGUCGACGAACAGCACGCUCGACACGUCGCCCGCGACAUUCCCGCUCGGGCGCGCGCUCUACGCGGACUUCACGCACGACAACCUCAUGAUCGCAGUGUACGCCGCGAUGGGCAUGUUCGCGCAGUCCGCGCCGCUGAGCAAAACAGAGCGGACGGAGGGCACGGGCGCGGGCGGCGCGACGACGUGGGUCGCGAGCAAGCUCGUCCCGUUCGCCGCGCGCAUGGUCGUCGAGCGCUUGAGCUGUGCUGCGGGCGCGGUGAGCACCAGCGCGGGGGAGGGCGCGGAGGGCGAGUAUGUGCGCGUGUUGGUGAACCAGGCGGUGCAGCCGCUCGCAUUUUGUGGGGCGGGCAGCGAUGGAGUGUGUAGCCUGGAUGAGUUCGUGGAGAGUCAGGCCUAUGCGCGCAAUGGGGGCGACGGGCAGUGGCAGGAAUGUUUUGAAUCAUCGUGAAGUACUUACUUUGUCCAUUUGUAGACCAGUCGAUGCAGGAACGCGUAAAAUCUCCACACCCAUUUGUCGACGAAUAUAUGUUACAAUACUCA
Molecule: messenger RNA, 1511 nt
Organism: Postia placenta MAD-698-R-SB12
Lineage: Eukaryota; Fungi; Basidiomycota; Agaricomycetes; Polyporales; Adustoporiaceae
Exons: 7
Coding region: 1-1419 (472 amino acids)
Molecular function (GO): acid phosphatase activity
Source: RefSeq, a predicted model, not a curated record